GUAUUUUUCGUCUGCGGUGGUUGCGUUGUACCGAUGGACGCUUUCAGAACGGUUCAUUUCGGCUGCCGCACCGCGGUAUAGAGUCAUGCGUGCAUCUCAUCUCCGUUCUCGCUCCAUGUAUCUACUACGCCUCCCCCCCUCCGUUUCGUGUCAGUUUGUAGUGUACAUAGGUCUGGCCGACUUACGUGUUCUAUCGUGCGAAAGUAUCGCUGAUAAAUAUACCCCUCUACCGAUUUCUGUUCAGAAGCUUGAGCUUGUCAGCCGCGCUGUUCCUGACCGAAUGUGCAGAACAACUUUGUUCUAGCCAUCAGAACACUUCGCGGCGGCUGGAUUGUACGCGGCAAUCUGGUCGGCGGAGUGCCGGUGGCACUGAGUGCGUACCCUCGAAUCUGGGCGCAUCUCAGGUGACUGAGAUCCUUCAGAAAUAUCAAGAUUA
Laetiporus sulphureus 93-53 is the source of this 436-nucleotide messenger RNA. RefSeq lists its product as uncharacterized. The record is from RefSeq and is a predicted model, not a curated record. Bases 86 to 304 code for a protein of 72 amino acids. Lineage: Eukaryota; Fungi; Basidiomycota; Agaricomycetes; Polyporales; Laetiporaceae. The transcript has a single exon.